UGACCUCUCAGUGCAGCUGCCUGUGUCAGCUGCACACAGACAAACACCGUCAGCGAAGCGUUUCCAAUCUGACGCGUCCGAAGGUGCUUUAAACGCAGAAACCCACCCUAAAUGGGUUUAUCACCACACCGGCCGUUGCUUUCGUCGUUUUUGUUUACUUCGACCGAGUGCUGUGGAUGGACGGUCUUAUUUACGUCCUACCGAGAAACCUUACAACGCCCUGUCUGUCACUGCAGCCAUAGCUCGGCCAUCGUCGCUGGAGAGUACUGUAAUUUGGCCUCACAAUGGCAGUCUUUAGUUAUCAGGUGCUCCUCGCAGUUACGAGAUCAAGGGGAUCAUAUUUGUUAUCCAAGAGGCACAGCUGCUCCUCUCUGUCUUCCAGAGCGUAUGUCCACGUAGUGCCUCCUUGCCACGUCUCGCCUUCAUUCCCACUCAGGUCCUCUCGUUAUGGUCACCAUCACUGUUUCCGUGGUCACCCCCUUGGCCGUAGCCACAGCUGUGCCGCCCUCGCCCGCUCCCUACACAGCUCAAGUGUUUGGCUCCAGGACAUAAAGCAGGAGGACACUAAGACCUCACCACCACCACCUCCUCCUGCUGCUGCUGCUCACGAUGCUUCUUCAGGAGAUAAAAAGGACUCUGUGGCCGCUGCACCUCAAUCCCAGCUUCCAUCAGCUCCCCCUCCAGCGCCAACCACCACUGCAGCCACCGUCACUCCAGUUAAGGAGAAAGCGCUUGUGAAGAAGUCUCUGUAUCAGAGGGUAGUGGAUGAGUUGAAGCAUUACUACAACGGCUUCCGGUUACUCGGCAUUGAUACCAAGAUUGCCGGCCGGAUGGUGUGGAGGCUGCUGCAUGGACAAGUGCUCACACGUAGGGAAAGGAGAAGGCUGAUGAGGACCUGUGCUGACCUCUUCCGGCUGGUGCCCUUCAUGGUGUUUAUCAUUGUCCCCUUCAUGGAGUUCCUUCUCCCAGUCUUCCUCAAACUGUUUCCAGAGAUGUUGCCCUCCACCUUUGAGACGGAGUCCAAAAAGGAGGAGAAGCAGAAGAAAGGUCUGGCUGCGAAGCUGGAGCUGGCAAAGUUUCUGCAGGAAACAAUCGCUGAGAUGGCUCGAAGGAAUAAGGCAAAGUCAGACGAUGAGGCGCAGCGCUUCUCCAGAUAUGUUCAGGAGGUUCGGGGUACAGGUGAGCAACCCCAAACGAAGGACAUCGUCCAGUUUUCAAAGCUGUUUGAAGACGAGCUAACGCUGGAGCACCUGGAGCGCCCCCAGCUGGUGGCUCUGUGCAAACUGUUGGAGCUGCAGCCCAUCGGCACAAACAACUUGCUGCGUUUUCAGCUGAUGAUGAAACUGAGAGCCAUCAAGUCAGACGAUGAGAUGAUUGCAGCGGAGGGCUUGGCGGCCAUGAGUGUGUCAGAGUUGCAGGCAGCAUGUCGCAUUCGUGGGAUGAGGUCUCUGGGUCUCAGCGCUGAUCAGCUCAAUCAACAGCUGCAGCAGUGGCUCGACCUGCACCUGAAGGAGAACGUUCCUCCGUCGCUGCUGCUGCUCUCCAGAGCCAUGUACCUGACAGACCUCAAACCCAAACCCCACGUCAUCCCGCCUGUUCCAAAGCUCGAGAAGGCUGCCGCACCUCCGGUGGAGAACCCGGGAGCAAACACAGUCCCAGUCAGCAGCGACAGGUUGGCAGACCCUGCACGCAUCAUCAAAGACAGACCGGCAGAGGAAGUGAGAGACAAAGCUCCAGCUGUGUCAGACAAACCCCUGACUCCUGCUGAAGUCCUUCAGGCUAAAGCAGCAAUAGAAGGGACGCAGAAAAGCAAGAUAAGUGCCAACGGUGUCUAAAGAGGAGCAGGAGAACCUGUACUGAGGAAGGAGGGACGGAUGGAGAUAAAACCCCUUUUUUUUUUUUUUUUUUUUUUUCUCUUUGAACCAGCAUCUCACCUGCCCACUCCUCAUUCUGCGUCCUCAUCCCUCACCUCUGUGCACUCCGAUCUCUGAUACUCUCCAAGCGUCGUACUGGACCGGCAGACUGCAGAUGGCUGCUGAUUCUAUGACCUAAAGUCAGUUCCUGGUAAACUGUUCGUUAUGAUGAUGAUGAUGAUGCUGAUGGCUUCUCCUUUUGUAGAUUUGUAAAUAUGCACAUUUUUUGUUUCUGUGUUAUGUAACUGAAGCAGCAGCAGCUUUGUACAGUUUGGUAUGCACAUACCAGGUUUUACUCAGUUUUAUUUGCAGGUGGUUUUUAACUCGUGUGCAGGCAGUGAGAGAAGUCAACCCCUCAAGUUCAGUAGCUGCCCCACCUUCAUUAAGCUAAAAUACAGAUGCCGGAAGAUGGCACUGACAUAAAAUAUAAAAGGUUUGAUUAAAAAGUCAGAGAUUGAGUUGAUCUGCUGGUGAAACGACAGAUUUGGACCGGACCUGCCUCUCAGCAGGAUGACAUAGUUUACGUAGCUUAUUGCUGCUGUUACUGAAUGAAGACUGGUUCAUUGAGUGCGGGCUCACUGGUAAAGCCGCGGAAAGAACAACCUGUAAAAAUGCAGAUUUUAUUUGCAUAUAUACAGUGUAUAUUUUAACACUAUGAUGCUGAAGAUUCUUUAAACUUGUCUUUAUAUAAACUGCUUACACGGAGGAGUAGCUUAAAGCCUGAAGGUGCACAUGAGAUGGUUAUUUUGGUACUGUGGCAUCAUGGCCAUGCCUAACAUCAUUAUGGCCUAUAUUUACUAAAAAGUUAGAAUUGGACGGUUUAUACAAUUUUGUGUGUGUAACAGUGCUUCAAACUCCCUGUAAAAAUUUACACCCCCACCCCCAUUGUUACUGGUUUUACAUAUGUGCCUGAGGUUAAAGGGUGAUUGUUUUGUCAUCAGAGAAUAUCUAUUAAACAAGGCUGUUUAUUUUGAUUUUCAGUCACCUGAGUGAUUGAAGCACCCAGUUGCACCUUUUUUCUCUUUAGCAGAAUGUCCCCUUUUCCCUCUUUGCUGUUUGAUCCAAAUGAAUCCUCGAUUUAUAAUCACCAGUGUUGAUACUGAUUGGGGGGGGGUGGCCACCUUUUCAAUCAGCUCUACGCCUGCGCUGUGAAGGAGAUCAAUAAAAAGACUCAACAAAA
This is a messenger RNA of Archocentrus centrarchus (flier cichlid), 3093 nucleotides long. RefSeq names its product leucine zipper-EF-hand containing transmembrane protein 2 (gene letm2). Gene Ontology annotation, cellular component: mitochondrial inner membrane. Gene Ontology annotation, molecular function: ribosome binding. The coding region runs from base 285 to 1835 and encodes 516 amino acids. The record is from RefSeq and is a predicted model, not a curated record. The transcript is spliced from 11 exons. NCBI's taxonomy places the organism in Eukaryota, Metazoa, Chordata, Actinopteri, Cichliformes, Cichlidae. Gene Ontology annotation, biological process: intracellular monoatomic cation homeostasis.